AUGGCUGGUGUCGUUAACAACCUAAUACUGCUUCUUCUUUUUCAAAACAUCUGUUUGGGUUUCAGAAGCCCUCUUUCAGUCCUCAAGAGAUAUAAAGAUACUACCAGAUCUCUUUCCAGUGAAUGCCUUGGAAACGACCAGACAAUGAUUUCACUUGGUCUGUCAGAUUUUGCAUUGGACAUUCGCAUGCCUGGGGUGACACCUAAGCAGUCUGAUACGUACCUCUGCAUGUCAGUACCCCUGUCAGUGGACGAUGAAGCCUAUGUGGUUGACUUUAAGCCUCAUGCCAGCAUGGACACGGUCCAUCACAUGUUACUCUUUGGAUGUAAUGAACCGUCUUCUAAUGAAAAAUACUGGGACUGUGAUGAAGGAACAUGCAAAGAUAAAUCUAACAUUUUGUAUGCUUGGGCAAGAAAUGCUCCACCCACCAGGCUACCCAAAGGUGUUGGAUUCAGAGUUGGAGGAGAAAUGGGUGGCAGAUAUUUUGUGCUCCAGGUACACUAUGGAGAUAUUAGUGCAUUUAGAGAUAAACACAAGGACUGCUCUGGUGUAACUUUACAUCUGACACAUCAAAAGCAGCCUUUGAUUGCUGGAAUGUAUCUUAUGAUGUCUGUGAACACUGUCAUACCACCAGGCGAGAAAGUGGUUAAUUCAGACAUUGCCUGCCAUUACAAAAGAUUUCCAAUGCACCUUUUUGCCUACAGAGUUCAUACACACAGACUAGGUAAAGUAGUGAGUGGAUACAGAGUGAGAAAUGGUCAGUGGACAUUGAUUGGUAGACAGAGCCCUCAAUUACCACAGGCAUUCUACCCAGUAGAACAUCCGGUAGAUGUUAGCUAUGAUGAUAUCCUAGCAGCUAGAUGUGUGUUCAGUGGGGAAGGCAGAACUACAGAGACACAUAUAGGGUAA
Molecule: messenger RNA, 909 nt
Organism: Acanthisitta chloris (rifleman)
Lineage: Eukaryota; Metazoa; Chordata; Aves; Passeriformes; Acanthisittidae
Product: peptidyl-glycine alpha-amidating monooxygenase-like
Exons: 11
Coding region: 1-909 (302 amino acids)
Biological process (GO): peptide metabolic process
Cellular component (GO): membrane; extracellular region
Molecular function (GO): peptidylglycine monooxygenase activity; copper ion binding
Source: RefSeq, a predicted model, not a curated record